This is a messenger RNA of Iphiclides podalirius (scarce swallowtail), 618 nucleotides long. The record is from the annotation of a GenBank genome assembly. NCBI's taxonomy places the organism in Eukaryota, Metazoa, Arthropoda, Insecta, Lepidoptera, Papilionidae.
AUGGCGUCGCCGCAGCCCGACGGCAGUCCGCGCGCAGCGUCGCCCGCCUCCACGCCGCGCUCGCCCGCGCCCGCGCACACCGUGCUCGCCACCAUGACCCCCGUGCAGCCGGCGCACGACUACUACCCGCACAAGGUGGAGAUGGACUCCGACGACGGCUACCCCCCCGAGGCGCACUCGUACCGCCACUCGCCCCACGAGCUCGCCGCCUACGCGCCUGACAACAAGGCACCCGUGCAGCCCGACGUCUACGACCAGGGCAUGGACUCGAUCGACGAGAAGACCCCCAUUGAUCUCAUAUACGAGGACGACAAACAGACCGUUAUCUACACGACCACACCCGACCAGAAGAGAGUGGAGAUGAUAAGCGGGCAGCUGGAGGACGGCCAGCUGGUUAGUGGCGGGGGGCAGCUCGUGGACGGCGGGGUCUCCGUGGUGGUGGGCGCCCCAGGACAGGGCACGGUCCUCGUGCUCGCCGACCACGUCGUCGACGAGCUGGGACAAGUUAUCACAAUACCCAGGAGCGGCCCGGCCGUGUGGGCGGAGCGACGUGCUCACCUUGAACUUGCCGCGAGAGCGCCCGCGCCUCGACACUCGGACGCUGCGAUGUUCAACCAA